Messenger RNA from Anarrhichthys ocellatus (wolf-eel), 1018 nucleotides. Its product is annotated as nuclear valosin-containing protein-like. The transcript is spliced from 3 exons. The record is from RefSeq and is a predicted model, not a curated record. Gene Ontology annotation, molecular function: ATP hydrolysis activity; ATP binding. The coding region runs from base 44 to 538 and encodes 164 amino acids. NCBI's taxonomy places the organism in Eukaryota, Metazoa, Chordata, Actinopteri, Perciformes, Anarhichadidae.
AAAGUUAUUUUGUGGUUUUGUGUUUCAGGAGCUGCAGCUACCCAUGUUGAAGGUGUCUGCUCCGGAGAUGGUAUCUGGAGUGUCCGGAGAGUCUGAACAGAAGCUCAGAGAGCUGUUUGACCUGGCUGUGAACUCUGCCCCAUGUAUUCUGUUCAUAGAUGAAAUAGAUUCCAUCACCCCUAAGAGAGAGGUGGCUUCUAAAGACAUGGAGAGGAGGAUUGUAGCCCAGCUGCUAACUUGCAUGGACGACUUGAACAGUCUGACGGUGACGGCUCAGGUCAUGGUCAUCGGUGCCACCAACAGGCCAGACUCCCUGGACCCUGCCCUCCGCAGAGCUGGACGAUUCGACCGAGAGAUCUGCCUUGGUAUCCCUGAUGAAGCAGCUCGUCUCAGGUCAGCCAAACAGGAUUAUAAAUGCUUGAGGAUCUACAAGGUCAUUCACAACACCUGCAUUUUCGUAGUCCUCUACUACUCCCAAAAAGUAGUUGACUGGUCGAUCAACUGCGGUAGAUGUGUCCAUUUCUUUUUAACCCAAUAACAAUGAUAAAUUCUCGUCAAAAGGGUCUUGAAUACAACCAGUUGUGGUUGUAUAAUGGAGGCAGGACGCGCCUGUGAGACUGUUUACAAAUGAGCCGUGAUCGGAUUGGACUAAACCCAGCAAGCUUUUCUAAGCUGGUUAUACUGUUUGACUGAAGUAACAACGCGGCUGCUUUCUUGCAGGGAUAGCGGGAGGCAUUGCCACUGCUUUAAUUCAGCCCGUUCUGGUGAAUAUUUAUGCGCCAGUUUAUGGUUGAAAAGUGUCAGCGCUGCUCCACCAUUGUAGGGUAUGUGAAUGGAAACGCAUCUAACACACAUUCGAAUAAACGGCAUCACCCAGAUGUGUCAAUCACUGGGAUGAAGAAAAAACAAACUGGAGCCCAACUCCUUAUCCCCACUGCUUCCCACUCCUGCAUAAUUUGCCUAAAACGCCUAUCAACCGCGUACCCAAAGUAAACUGACAGCUCUUAUUGAACCAUUG